Peronospora farinosa is the source of this 1071-nucleotide messenger RNA. NCBI's taxonomy places the organism in Eukaryota, Oomycota, Peronosporomycetes, Peronosporales, Peronosporaceae. The record is from the annotation of a GenBank genome assembly.
AUGGAGGAAAAAGGAGAUGGUGCGCUUGGUAUGGCAAAUGUUGGAGGUGCUGGCAACGUGGCCAAAGUGGUGUUACUUCUGCUAAACAUGAUGUUUAUGGUGUUUGGGUGCCUAUUGGUGUACUUUAGCCACCGUGUCAAGAAAUCUGGGUGGCUCGACGCCUUUGAGAGCGAUUACACGUGGAUUGGCUCGUCCACACUUAUUUUUACACUGGUAUUGGGUGCAGUGGUUAUUAUAGUCUCGGCAUUUGGUUGUUUUGGUGCCUUGCUGCAGCAAAAGUUGCUGCUUACGAGCUAUGCUAUUGUACUUGUCAUUACGACCAUUCUCUUUAUCGUGGUGACUGUGGGAGCCAACAUGGCCAAUUCCAAAGCCUCUAACUGGAGUAGUGUUGUCUACCCAGCGACGAACGACGAGGAAUCUCUAGGAAGCAAUUUUAAUCAGCUCUAUUGCUACGCUCAGGUACCUUAUUAUUGCCAGGAUGCUACAGUAAAUACGAUGCUGAAGAUGUUUAACGUCUCGGCUCCAGGCCACUUCACAGACAUGACGACCAAUGUGACAAAUAUUUGCUCCACAGUAAAGCUUCCAAUUAUCAGCAACGUCUGCAUUGUGUGUGACUUGACUGCUAAAUACAAAAAGUACUCGAUGGUUUUGGACUGGAUCGAGACGUCGUGUCCCCGAACGAGCACGAACCAAGUCUGGUGCGGCGGCUUCCUGCUCAAUGCUACAGCUGCGAAUGACAUGUCGACCAACGCGCCGUUUAUGGAAUGCCGUAGUGCCUUUUACCAGCUUGUGGAGAAGUGGACGAACGUCGUGAUAGUGGCUAGCACCAUCUGCAUCAUCGCAGCCGGCAUUGUACUCGUUAUGACAGGUGUGCUGUGGCGGAACGUGCGAGCAGCACGACAACCGACGGAAAUCGUGGCAACUUCACCAGCCCCAAUAUACCACAACUGUGACCAGAUGAUAGGCCUUUCACAGCGCAGCGAGGCAACGAAUACUAACAACUUCAGCAUGUUUUCGACUGCACCUUGCAAUCCCAAUCCUGGGCAUCGUCGAUAUGAUAGUCCGUACUAG